This is a messenger RNA of Micropterus salmoides (largemouth bass), 3062 nucleotides long. It is a transcript of the gene gmcl1, whose product is annotated as germ cell-less, spermatogenesis associated. Gene Ontology annotation, molecular function: protein binding. Gene Ontology annotation, biological process: germ cell development. Lineage: Eukaryota; Metazoa; Chordata; Actinopteri; Centrarchiformes; Centrarchidae. The record is from RefSeq and is a predicted model, not a curated record.
CUAGUAUACAAGCAUAACUUUACACCACAUAAUACGCCCCUGUGGAACAACAAUACCACUACCAUGGAAACUAAAACAGGUCGAGUUAGUUAAUUUGUGGUAAUAUUUAAUCAUGAAACUUGACAAGAAUCACAAGUGGCACACAAAAGCAAGCCAAAGUAUAUAACCUCUGACUGCAUAUUAACAGAACACAGGAUACCACUGGAGGGCAGUCAUGUGUUGAAUACUGAUGUCUGUCAUCUCAGUAUUUUGUUCUUUGACCGGGAGGCUUUGAAGUAAAGAUAAUGCUGUCAGGUAUUUACUCUCAUAUUACAUGCCAUGUUUUUGAUGUUAAAUGCUAUUUACUCUGCAGUUAAAAGAGAGAGCAGAAUUAAGGGCAAUCUUGUCAUUAUUGAAUUUUAAAAGGUGAAUAACAGUGCAGGAUCUUUUCCAGGUUAACAUAUCCCAUCUUUCACAGUGGCAGGAGGAGUAAAGUUUUAACUACUCAAGGAAUUGAAAGGUGACCACCUCUGUUGAAUCUCAACUGUCUGUAUAGAAACUGAUGAUAUGUUUUGACCCUUGCAGAUGGUUGUUGACUGAACACUCAGCUCAGCUCAGAGGUUACAGCUUAGCCUGCACUCAGUGAGGUAUUCAGAUGUGAGUGGGAAAGGGUGAGUGAAGUGGUUAAAAUUGACAAAACAAGAACGACUUUGUGGACUGGUUGCCUUGGAGCCAUUGACAAUGUCUUAUACAACCCAAGUGUACAUAAAACCUUUCAACAUCACAAGGGAGAAUGUUGUUUCAGGAGUGUUUUAGUAGUAAAUAUGAAAGACUGUGUAGUUUUGUACUACCAAAUAAUUAUAGGGGAAAAUAGAGAGUUUUUUUUUUAAAUGUACUAUAUUAGUAUUAGGCUAUAUGUGUAAUGAUUAAUACAAUUAAAGCUGUUUUUAUUGCUUUUUCCUUCUGAAUUCAGUCAACAGAAAGCACAAGUUGACACUUUUUUAACAUGAUAUUGAGCAUGCUUGGCUGUUAUCUUUUGUGCUCCACCCUUUCUGCUUUCUGUAUGGACUUAAACACAUUUUAAAGUAAACCCAUCAAAUCAAUCUAUAAAAACCAAGAUUAAGGCCCUUUAAUAGCCUAUAUACACAGUUUUGGACAGUUUUUCUGUACAUAAAUUAUUAAAAUAUAAUUUUCCUCUCAAAAGUUUCAAGUGCAGUCUUAAUUACAGUCUGCAUUAGGCAGAUGCAUAAAAGACUAAACAUUGUUGAUUUGGCAGUGUCCUUUGGACUUAAAGGAAACCAGAAUGACUGGUCAGGGGCCUAUGGUUCAGCCAAGGCCGAAUGUAGGACAGGUCAUCCAGUUUCAGUACAGUCGUCAAGUUGUUUUUAUUUCAUGGGACAGUUAAUAACUGUUAUAAAGGCUUAUGGAUAAUCUAAGGUUUGGAUGCAAUAUGAAGGAAUUAUUAAAUAAAACAAAUUAGACAUAUAAUGUAAACAAAGAUUUGUGAUAGAUUCGACUGGUUUUCCAGGCUUGUGUAAUAAGUCCGCCUCACGGUAGGUGGCGCUGUUGAGCAGCACAACCACCUGUGACGUAGAAACGCUGCGCCUAACCAGCGAGAGAAGAAGAACAACAAAAGCAGCCGCAGAUUUUCAGUUGGUAGUUCCACAUCAUCUCCUACCUCUGAGUUUACGUUUGCUUUAAUUUAGAAAAAUGUAACUGAAACAAAAUAAGUUUUUUCGGCCUGGAGGCUUGUGUGGAGAAGCAGCUUGUCAGAAGCAACGCUGUUAUUGUUUUCUUUUGUGAAUUCGGCAGCUAAGCUAGCUCUAAGGUUAGCUCCUCUUCAACUGUCUACGUCUGACAAAGUGUCUGACCUGAGAUAAUCAGCCGGUGUUUACCGUCCAAAUUAACCGACACCUCUCCCUCACGGUGCUAAUCAUCAGCUUGAGAUGGGAAGUCUGGGCAGCAGGUUCCAGUCCCCCUCUCAGGGACCAGAGGAGGCUGCAGAGGGCACAAGUACCAGCCGCAAGCAUGGUUGUGAGUGUAAGAAGAGGAAACGAAAUGCCCAGUGUGACUGUGACAGUGAACAAGAGGAGGACGAUGCUCUACUAGAUACACCUCGCAGGAAAAAAUUGAAAAGCACAUCGCGAUACAUUUAUCAGACUUUGUUCCUGAAUGGGGAAAACAGUGACAUUCGCAUCUCCGCCCUGGGACAGGAGUGGAACCUCCACAAAGUGUACCUGUGUCAGUCAGGGUAUUUCUCCAGCAUGUUCAGUGGCUCUUGGAAGGAGUCCAACAUGAUGGAAAUCAACUUGGAGAUCCCAGACCAAAACAUAGACACUGAAGCUCUACAAGUCGUAUUUGGAUCUCUGUACCGGGAUGAUGUUCUGAUCAAGCCCAGCAGAGUCGUCAGUAUUCUUGCCGCUGCUUGUAUGCUACAGCUGGAUGGCUUGAUCCAGCAGUGUGGAGAGACCAUGAAGGAAAACAUAAGUGCGAAAACUGUGUGUGGCUACUAUGCUUGUGCCAGUAUCUAUGGCUUGGAUUCAGUCAUGAAAAAGUGUCUUGAAUGGCUUCUAAACAACCUGAUGACCCACCAAAAUGUCGACCUGAUGAAAGAACUCGGAGCAGAGGUGAUGGACCAGCUCAUCCAGUCCUCGGAUCUGUUUGUCAUGCAGGUGGAGAUGGAUGUGUACACUGCUCUGAAAAAGUGGAUGUUUCUGCAGCUCAACCCGUCGUGGGAUGGACCAAUCAAGCAGCUUCUGCCUGACGCUGAUGCCUGGCUUUGCAAACGCAGGACAGACCUGUGUGAGAAAGAGCCCUUCUUAGACACAGAAGAGGGCGCACCUUUUUGUUCAGUGUUUAAAUACGUUCGUCUCCAAUACAUCAUCAACGAUCUGGCAUCUGCACGUAUCCUGGAGAGGGACAAUAUUUUGCCCCCUGAUUGGUUAACGUCGGUGUACAAAAACCAGUGGUUCGCUAUGCUCCGGACAGAAUUUGACAACGAUAAUGGUCCCCAUGAAGCUAACAAAGAGGAGUUCGAGCUGAGCAGUAUGCGAUGUGGCAGGAAACUGACUAAAGAUGGAGAU